AUGUCAGUCAUAUCUUGGGGCUACAGUCGGUUUGCCACGUGGCUUUUCCCACCGCGGCUGGGGCAGAUGAUGUCGCAAGACUAUGACAUCGAAAACGCAACACUUCACGAUGAUUCGUGCAGUGAGAUAACUCUGAUACCUGAUAACGUCAGCCAAGAAUCAAUUGUGGCUACAAAGUCCCAUCGUGCUUCGAAACUCCUUGGUUCUGGUGAUGGACCAUCAGGAAGGGAUAAUUCGUCUACGCAGCAGUCGCAAUCCAAUACGCAGCAACCAUCACAUCCCAAGAAGCUAUGUACCUGUCAACACCAUCGAGGCUGCUGCCCAGCGCAUCGAUCGACGCGCAGGCCCAACAGACCAACGUCAAUCUUUUCGCCGCAGCUUGGCCUUCCCAACCGCAAGGGAGUACUUUCGACCAUAUUCCAGACCUACACACUCAAGCCAAUACACCCAGUCGUGCCUUACCACCUCUCAUUUGAGAAUCUUAAGUGCAGUAGACAAAGUCUUCGCCCACGAAGGAAGAUGGUUCUAGUUACAGAUUUAUGUGGUCAGGACGAAGUCACGGCUGCAGGGGGGACUACCUAUAUUUGGAGCAACGACAUAUACUACGGCAACGGCACUUUCUUGCAAAAACAAGAAGUUGUCUACAGAAUGGUUUAUUUGCACAAGAACCGGGGUGAAUCAUUCAAAUGUUGUCCUCACAACAGUCUUCACCUAUCCAAGCCAGUUUUCAAAACCACUAAUGGCUUCCAAGAGGUCAAAAUGGAGAUCACGAAUCGGCCUCAGCGUUGUGCAAGUCACCCUACGGAGCAGUGGAGUAGUCUUCGUGGUAAGCAUGUCCAGAUGGUGACCUGCGAAAUAUGCCACUCUGACGCAGAGUGCGUGUUGGAGCUGUGCACCGGUGGUUGGUUGUAUGCGCGAUACACCUGCUAUAGAGAGCUUGGCGAUGGAGAGAAUUUUGAGAAUCGGCAGUGGCUCUCUUUACUGACGGGCCAAGGCCAUAGCGUCCGGCCGUGGAACUUUGAUGUGUAUAUCCGUGUUUACUCUGCGGCUAGGCGUUUGGGGCGUCCUACGGAGAGUGUAAUACACCAGGGGCCAAAUGGAGCAUUCGAUGCAGAGACCUACUAUCAUUCUAAGGAGUAG
Molecule: messenger RNA, 1140 nt
Organism: Clonostachys rhizophaga
Lineage: Eukaryota; Fungi; Ascomycota; Sordariomycetes; Hypocreales; Bionectriaceae
Source: the annotation of a GenBank genome assembly